CUGUAAUUUCGAGAAACGUAAACGCUUCCACACAAAAAAAAUCCGUAGUUUCUUCUACAGAAUCAGAUCUUUGUAUCGUCAAUGGCUCCUUCUUUUAUUUUUGUAGAAGAUCGUCCAGCUCCGCUUGAUGCUACUUCUGAUCCACCGUCUCUCUUCGACGGAACCACAAGGUUGUACACAAGCUACGUUUGCCCAUUUGCUCAACGAGUUUGGAUCACUCGAAACUUCAAGGGUUUGCAAGAAAAGAUUAAACUUGUUCCUUUGGAUCUUGGGAAUAGGCCUGCUUGGUACAAGGAGAAAGUAUAUCCAGAGAACAAGGUGCCAGCGCUUGAGCACAAUGGAAAAAUCAUUGGGGAGAGUCUGGAUUUGAUUAAAUAUCUUGAUAACACUUUUGAAGGGCCUUCUCUUUACCCCGAGGAUCAUGCAAAAAGAGAGUUUGGCGACGAGUUGCUCAAGUAUACUGAUACUUUCGUUAAAACUAUGUAUGUGUCACUCAAAGGAGACCCCUCUAAAGAAACCGCACCUGUGUUAGAUUAUCUGGAAAACGCUCUGUAUAAGUUCGAUGACGGGCCGUUCUUCCUCGGUCAGUUAAGCUUGGUUGAUAUCGCCUAUAUCCCGUUCAUUGAAAGGUUCCAAACUGUACUCAAUGAAUUAUUUAAGUGCGACAUUACUGCCGAACGUCCCAAACUAUCAGCAUGGAUUGAGGAAAUUAACAAGAGCGAUGGCUAUGCACAGACGAAAAUGGAUCCUAAGGAGAUUGUGGAGGUUUUCAAGAAAAAAUUCAUGUAACUGUAAGCAAGCACGAAGCAGUAAAGUGUAUGAGACCAAACCACCUUGUACGAACAGGUGGUCUUUGGAUAUGAAGAAAUAAGAUGUGUACUUGAACCUGAUGAUGCAAUAAGAUUUGUACUUUAAGCAGCAACAGCUUAAUCUGUAUUCUAGUGUUGAUCAAAUUAUCAACCAUUGACAUUGUUAAUAUAUUACUGUAUGAUAGUAAUACUAUCAAAAUCUCACACAUUAAGAACCAGAUGAUGCAAUAAGGAUAAGGUGUAUAGUUAACUUGCAGCAACAGCUUGAUCUAUAUUUGACUGUUCACCAAUAAUCAAUCCUUGACAUUGUAAUAUGAUAUCAAUACAAUCAAAAUCUCACACAUUAAAGUUUUGAAAACUAU
Molecule: messenger RNA, 1171 nt
Organism: Arabidopsis thaliana (thale cress)
Lineage: Eukaryota; Viridiplantae; Streptophyta; Magnoliopsida; Brassicales; Brassicaceae
Gene: GSTL3
Product: Glutathione S-transferase family protein
Exons: 10
Coding region: 82-789 (235 amino acids)
Cellular component (GO): cytosol
Molecular function (GO): glutathione transferase activity
Source: RefSeq, marked reviewed